Molecule: messenger RNA, 2432 nt
Organism: Camelina sativa (false flax)
Lineage: Eukaryota; Viridiplantae; Streptophyta; Magnoliopsida; Brassicales; Brassicaceae
Product: protein DA1
Molecular function (GO): ubiquitin binding
Source: RefSeq, a predicted model, not a curated record
UUAUUACAGUAUUAUUUGUCUUUCCAUAUCUCUCUAAUUAUUAUUAUUUUCGGACAAGCGUCGUGAACGUUUUUUGUUUUUUGUUUGGUUCCUGUAAGAAGACGACGAGCUCAACGACCAAAAACUUCCGACGCGGAGACUUUUUUAUUUUUAUUUUAAUUAAUUGCUCAUCUGGAUCUUCGUGUUCCAAAAAUCUCAAAUACAAGUCUUCCUCUUCUUCUUCGUGAUCCUGAUGAAAUAAAAAUCCGAUUUUUAUUAAAUUUUUUGGAUGUGUGAGUGCACCAAAUAUUUUGACUUUGAAAUUAGCGUAGAAUUGAAUUGAAAGCACAUUCUGGGUUUAUUCGACUUAGACAUUGAUUUUGUCAAAGUUACCUUCUUUCUCUCUAAUCUCUAUAUAUUAUCUUUUUUUAAAAAGUUUAAAUUCCUUUUUUUAUUUUGGUUUCCUUUUCUUCUUUAGUCUUUUCUUUUCUUCUUCUACCCACAUGUUGUAGAUUCUCCCCCAAAUUUUGAAGAAAAGGAAAAGUAAAGAGUCCAUUUUUUUUAGAUUCUUUUGCUGUUCCAGUUUCUUUGUUUAAGAUCAUUUCGUAUCAAUUAGCCCAGAGAGACCUUAAAUUUUGGAUUUUUUUUUAUUUGGGGGUUGCUUGUAGCUCUUUGGGAUCCAGGCUUUUCUCAAGGUGUGAAAGAACCUCCUGCAUUGUCUAUGAGCAGAUAGUUUGUUAAGCAAAAGAUGGGCUGGUUUAACAAGAUCUUCAAAGGCUCUAACCAAAGGUUCCGGGUUGGGAAUGACCACUAUUAUGGGAAUUAUCCUAAUGCUUCACAUGAUGAGCCUAGUGCUGAUACAGAUAAUGAUCAUGAUGAAUCUCAUACACAGGAACCAUCUACAUCUGAGGAUACAUCUAAUGACCAGGAAAAUGAAGCAAUAGAACGUGCAAUUGCAUUGUCUCUUUUAGAAGAGAAUCAAGAACAGACAAGUCUAAGCGUAAUGGACACAGGGAAAUACCCGACGGUGGAUGAAGAUGAGCAACUUGCUAGAGCCUUACAUGAAAGUAUGGUAGUUGGGAAUUCACCGCAUUACAAAAAUGGGAAUACAUAUGAUAUUGGGAAUGCAUAUGGGAAUGGAGAUUUAUAUGGGAAUGGGCAUAUGUAUGGAGGAGGAGCAAAUGUAUAUGCAAAUGGAGAUAUUUAUUAUCCAAGACCUAUUACUUUUCAAACGGAUUUCAGGAUUUGUGCUGGCUGCAAUAUGGAGAUUGGUCAUGGAAGAUUUCUGAAUUGCCUUAAUUCACUAUGGCAUCCAGAAUGUUUUCGAUGUUACGGCUGCAGUCAGCCAAUUUCUGAGUAUGAGUUUUCUACAUCAGGGAACUACCCUUUUCACAAGGCUUGUUACAGGGAGAGAUAUCAUCCAAAAUGUGAUGUCUGCAGCCACUUUAUUCCAACAAAUCAUGCUGGUCUUAUUGAAUAUAGGGCACAUCCUUUUUGGGUUCAGAAGUAUUGCCCUUCUCACGAACACGAUGCAACCCCAAGAUGUUGCAGUUGUGAAAGAAUGGAGCCACGGAAUACGAGAUAUGUUGAACUUAACGAUGGACGGAAACUUUGCUUAGAGUGUUUGGACUCAGCGGUCAUGGACACCAUACAAUGCCAACCUCUGUACUUGCAAAUACAAGAAUUCUAUGAAGGACUUAACAUGAAGGUAGAGCAAGAAGUUCCACUCCUCUUGGUUGAAAGGCAAGCACUUAACGAAGCCAGAGAAGGUGAAAAGAAUGGUCACUAUCACAUGCCAGAAACAAGAGGACUCUGCCUGUCAGAAGAACAAACUGUUAGUACUGUAAGAAAACGAUCAAAGCAUGGCACAGGAAAUUGGGCUGGGAAUAUGGUUACAGAGCCUUACAAGUUAACACGGCAAUGCGAAGUUACUGCCAUUCUCAUCUUAUUCGGGCUCCCUAGGUUACUCACUGGCUCGAUUUUAGCUCAUGAGAUGAUGCACGCAUGGAUGCGGCUCAAAGGAUUCCGAACACUGAGCCAAGAUGUUGAAGAAGGUAUAUGUCAAGUGAUGGCUCAUAAGUGGUUAGAAGCUGAGUUAGCUGGUGGUUCAAGUAACAGCAAUGCUGCAUCAUCAUCCUCAUCCUCAUCAUCUAAGGGACCGAGGUCUCAGUACGAAAGGAAACUUGGUGAAUUUUUCAAGCACCAGAUAGAGUCUGAUGCUUCUCCGGUUUACGGAGACGGGUUCAGGGCUGGACGGUUAGCUGUUCACAAGUACGGUUUACGAAAAACACUUGAGCAUAUACAGAUGACCGGUAGAUUCCCGGUUUAAAAAAAUUCAAAAUAGACAAAGUCUUUUGCUUUUGAUUGGGUUUUUAUUUAUAGGAUCCUCUCAACCAUAUUCUUAUCUGUAAUCUCAUUCCAUGAUUCGUUUGUAUUCAAUUAUUCAUCCAUCA